GUUUGGUCCUUUCAGCUGCUGUGCAUCAUCCUGAGCAAUGGCCCCCUUUUUACGGAUAUCUUUCAACUCCUUUGAGCUGGGACCUGUGCAGAAUCAAGGAGAACAACUACAGCCUUUCUGUGCUAUCAAGAUGAAGGAAGCUCUGACUACAGAGAGAGGAAAAACUCUGAUUCAGAAGAAACCCACUAUGUAUCCUGAAUGGAAAUCGACUUUUGAUGCCCACAUUUACGAGGGCCGGGUGAUCCAGAUUGUGCUGAUGAAGGCAGCAGAGGAGCCUCUGUCUGAGGUGACUGUGGGUGUGUCAGUGCUGGCAGAACGGUGCAAAAAGGGCAAUGGCAAAGCAGAAUUCUGGCUUGACCUUCAGCCUCAGGGGAAGGUGCUGAUGGCUGUGCAGUAUUUUUUGGAAGAUGCAGAUUGCAGACAGUCGAUGAGGGAAGAGGAGGGGACAGUGACUAUCAACAGGAGAGGAGCUAUCAAGCAAGCCAAAAUCCACUACAUCAAAAAUCAUGAAUUUAUUGCCACCUUCUUUGGACAACCUACAUUUUGCUCUGUCUGCAGAGACUUUGUAUGGGGACUCAACAAGCAGGGAUACAAAUGUAGACAAUGCAAUGCUGCUAUUCAUAAGAAAUGCAUUGAUAAAAUCAUUGGGAGGUGUACUGGUACUGCAGCCAACAGCAGGGACACAAUGUUCCAGAAGGAGCGCUUCAACAUCGACAUGCCCCACCGCUUCCGAGUCUACAACUACAUGAGCCCCACCUUCUGUGACCACUGUGGCAGCCUGCUCUGGGGGCUGGUCAGGCAAGGGCUCAAGUGUGAAGAAUGUGGGAUGAAUGUGCAUCAUAAAUGCCAGAAGAAGGUGGCAAACUUAUGUGGAAUAAACCAGAAGUUGCUAGCUGAAGCUUUAAAUCAAGUUAGCCAGAAAUCUACACGAAGGUCUGAUUCUGGAUCUGUAGAAAGUGUUGGUAUUUAUCAAGAUUUUGAUAAGAAACAUAAAGCUCCCGGAGGAGACACAACAGCAGAUAACAGUGAGUACGAUAAGCUCUGGGAGGGAAACACAACCAAGCCAUUGCCAAGAACUGCAAGGAGAAAAUUCAACAUAGACAGCUUUGUCUUCCACAAAGUGCUGGGGAAAGGCAGCUUUGGAAAGGUUCUCCUUGCAGAGCUGAAAGGGAAGAAUGAAUUCUUUGCAAUCAAAGCUCUGAAGAAGGACGUAGUGCUAAUUGAUGAUGACGUGGAAUGUACCAUGGUGGAAAAGAGGGUCCUUGCUCUUGCCUGGGAAAAUCCAUUUCUCACACAUCUUUACUGCACGUUCCAGACAAAGGAUCAUUUGUUCUUCGUUAUGGAGUUCCUGAAUGGGGGAGACCUGAUGUUCCACAUCCAAGACAAAGGGCGCUUCGACCUCUACAGAGCAACGUUUUAUGGAGCUGAGAUUUUAUGUGGGCUCCAGUUUCUUCACAGCAAAGGCAUUAUUUAUAGAGACCUAAAACUGGACAAUGUGAUGCUUGACAAAGAAGGCCACAUCAAAAUAGCUGAUUUUGGAAUGUGCAAAGAAAACGUUGUUGGUGACAACAAGGCAAGCACUUUCUGUGGGACCCCCGACUACAUUGCUCCUGAGAUCCUGCAGGGUUUGCGGUACACGUUCUCGGUGGACUGGUGGUCCUUUGGGGUGCUGCUGUAUGAGAUGCUGAUUGGCCAGUCCCCUUUCCAUGGGGAUGAUGAAGAUGAGCUGUUUGAGUCAAUCCGAGUGGACACCCCUCACUACCCACGCUGGAUUACCAAGGAAUCCAAGGAUAUAUUAGAAAAGCUCUUUGAAAGGGAUCCAGCAAAAAGACUUGGGGUCACUGGGAAUAUCAGAGACCAUCCUUUCUUCAAAACAAUCAACUGGACAGCGCUGGAGAAGAGGGAGGUGGACCCUCCCUUCAGGCCAAAAGUGAAAUCAGCAAGUGACUACAACAACUUUGACAGAGAAUUUCUGAGUGAGAAGCCAAAAUUGUCUUACAGUGACAAAAACCUGAUUGAGUCCAUGGAUCAGUCUGCAUUUGAUGGAUUUUCUUUUAUUAACCCAAAAUUUGAACAGAUCUUGAACAAGUAAGUCUCUGAACAGCUGGACUUUACAGCAGGGUUACACAUUACAAACCCAGACUCCCAAGUGUUAAUGCAUUCCAACGACGUUGAUACUUCAGAAUAAUACACAGUAGUGUGAUGAAUUGUGUUCAGCUCCUGAUUUACUGGGAGUGUUUUUAUGCAUGGUUGGGUUUAAGGUAUGUGAAUCACGUGCAUUAUUUUCUCUGUUUGGGAAAAUGUAAAUUCUGUUUGGUACUUGAAUGUAGUUAUGUUAUAUAUAUAUGUGUGUGUGCUGUAUAUUUUGCUCGAGAGAAGACAUUGGAGAACAGAAGAUGUCUUUUUAAAAUGUGUUUGAGCCCUUGGUUCUCUUGUUUGUCUUCAAUUAAAAGAAA
Messenger RNA from Ficedula albicollis (Collared flycatcher), 2456 nucleotides. RefSeq names its product protein kinase C delta (gene PRKCD). NCBI's taxonomy places the organism in Eukaryota, Metazoa, Chordata, Aves, Passeriformes, Muscicapidae. The record is from RefSeq and is a predicted model, not a curated record. Gene Ontology annotation, molecular function: ATP binding; diacylglycerol-dependent serine/threonine kinase activity. Bases 38 to 2092 code for a protein of 684 amino acids. The transcript has 18 exons. Gene Ontology annotation, biological process: protein phosphorylation.